UUUUAUCUUGUUUACGAUUGGAACAAUAAAGGUAAAGAGAUCUUGCUUGACUGGUUUGCAUAGGCAUGAAGCCACGACCAUAAACUGGACAAUCCAUCGUCCUUAGACGCACCGAUUCCAAAGGCUUUAGUUGAGAAGCAAGGACUCGUGGAGUAAAGCUAAGAUAGUUGGGUUCUAUCAUCGAGAUUUGGACUAGCUCGCAUUGUCUACAGACAUUGUGGACCAAUACAGAGAAUAGAUGGGACUGGAUUUGACUCGGAAGAAAAUCAAAGAGAUGUAAUAGUUUCUCUCUCUAAAAAAAGGAGCAGACAUUGAUGACGUAUCUGAGCGACAACAUGAGAAGGUGAGAGGGUCCACCAUGCAGACGGUGUCACAUCAAUAAGAGAAGGGAAAUACUAUUGUUCAAAUCGCAAAGUCAUCAGUGCUUCCAGCACCAGACACUGAAGACAGUUACUAAAACACCAAGAUUCGACAAAGAAAGAUAUCGUUUUAAGGUCUAAUAACAGUGCUCGUUUAGCCAACCAAGUCGUCUAGGGUUUAUCACGAUUUUUGUGUUAAAUUGGGUAAUCAUUCUCCACGUGAGUGAACAAGACUGAAAGCUUUGGACUAGCAUUCGCGAUCUCGCUUGGCAAACUUUUAAGAAAUUCUCAGAAUCUCAAAGUUUCAGAGAGGGAAACCUUACGUGGUCUCCAACUUCCGAUCAUCUAUUCAAAGUUUUCAGAAUCUGUUGGGAUUUAGUUUGUCCGUUUUUACUGAGAGGGUUUUCUCAUCUAUACAGCGUCUUAUUCGUCUGCGAUACCAACGUUUUGUUCGACGUCGCCUUCAACGUCGAUUCCGCCAGGACUUUGUUUCAAUUUUUUCAUUGAGAAAUACACUUUCCAUUCACUCAGUACUCCUGUUGAGUGUGAAAAUUACCUGCUUCUCAACGACAUGGUGUAGUAAAGCUUCCAUUGGGGGAAGGCCCGACAAAAGAACAAGCUUCAAAUCGAGUACUUCGAUAAUACAAACUUAUGCGGAUGGAUUCAUCUAUGUUUGGAAACAAAGCUGGAACGCGCUUCUUGCUGAACUGAUUCUAAGAGAUAUUAUCGUUCAUCUCUAGAGAUAUAAGCUUGUGAUGGUUCCAUGAAAAAGUAAAAAUAAGAAAUUCUAUCUCAGUUCCUUCGGUUCUUUUAUCAAUCUGGUGUCUGCAUUAUUGUUCACCGAAUGAUUUCUCGGAGGGUAUUCUGUGAAAGAGGAGGGACUUGUUAAUAGAUCUGACAAAACAAUAUUCAUGAAACAGUUAUGCUCCAGUUUGAAGUAGCAACAAAUUUCAUAUAACAUCUUCUUUUCAUCUCUACUGGCAUUCUUGAAGAUUCAGAUCGUUGCUUAGAAAAAAACUUUUACAGGCCCCGGACAAAGGAAACACUUAACAUUGUGCAUCUUAAAGUUGUAGAGUUCCGUUUGUUCUAUGUGGGUUCCAUUGAACACAUGUGAAACUUGGCACAGUGAUAUACUGAUAGCGAGAAAUUUGUUGCUCCUCCCCUCGUUUGUGGUAGUAGAAUGGUGUUGAUUGAAACGCAAUACGAAACAAACUGUUAUUUGAAUUUUAAAAAAUUGAAUUACUUAGAAUUUGGUAAUAAAUGCGUGCUUGCCUGGAGGGAAUGAUACUGGGAUUGCAAAGCAUUUCACCUUUCUCUUUUCCUGACUUUUUAUGGAGUCAUAUCAAAUCUGACGCUCACUUCUCUCAGUGGAAACAGCGAACGACGAGGGUUACAUUUUUUUGUGCAAAACUACAUUUUCUUGUUAUAUCGUCAACCCACUGUUAAUUUUGAUUAGUUUAACACGCUUUCCAAUUAAUUGCCUAAAUUUCUGGCUCAAUGUGUUCUAAUUCUUUUGCUGAAUCUUGUGGGAUAUUGCGUAGUGUGGUCAGUGCCUGCGAAGAAGUUUGACCACUUUGCAACCUUGAUGCGUCACAGUCAUAAACCGAAGCCAUCAUUCGAUACAGUUUGCUUCAAUGAACAUAAAACACAUUAAUGGAUUACUGAAUGAUGUGCAAUGUAUUCGUUACAAUAAACUCUGAAAGGACGCGUAAGCACUGAAUUGGCUUAUCCGAUUUCGACUCAUUACGGCCGACAGAAAGGGAGAGAGGGGAGAGAAGAUUGCAACAAACUUUAACAUAGCCUAUAGGGGAAAAAGGACAAGUAAUAACGCCGUUCAUAACUUUCUCAUCGUAAUUUGGUGGCGUCCCUUCCCGUUCAAAAAACCUAAAUCUAAUUCCAACCGCAAAAACCUCUAGGUGGUAAAAAGAUCCCCAUCAAGGUCCUUGUUUAACAAGGUCACAAAAAGAGCAUCUUCCCCUUUGACCUUUAACCCCUACCCCUCAUCUGAAAGAAAAUAAAACAAAAAGAGAAAAUAUAGAAAAAUUUCCACACCACCACGGGGUGUAACUAAUUUUGGAGUGAAAGGACACCAGCAUUUCUUCACUUUCUUUCCGAACGUUAUCUUGUAACAAACUAUAUUACCAACACGUCGAUGAGAGAUCCUUUUUGAUAUUUUGGAGGGGUACCAACAUUUUACGUUUGGCACCAAUCGACAUACCAUGCAGCAACCGCGAGAAGGGUAGGACAAAGCUUGAAGAUAAAGCGCAAAGUAGACAAUUGGAGAUUUGUGAAGCUCCUUAUUAAAUCGCUGGACGAUAUUUAUUGGAGUAUUACAAGAUGGAGUGGACACGUUUAGCUAUUGGUCUCGUCAUCUUUCUCGUUCUACCACCCCACAUCAUUGGUCUUUGGUGGGCUGUAGGAAGUCCAUUGAACUUCGACCCUAAUCGAAUCUGUCGACGAUCACGGAAGCUCCGUGGUAGCAGCAAGCAGCGAGACAUCUGCCUCCGUGAACCCGAGAUCGUCCAGGAGGUCGUACGUGGAACGAAGCUCGGGAUGUUGGAAUGUCAGUUCCAGCUGAGGCAUCAUCGAUGGAAUUGUACCACCAUGCACAACUCUUUCAUCAAAGUCAUUAGACAUGAUACGAGACAGACAGCAUUCGUGAACGCGAUCACCACAGCGGGGGUAACCUACGCGGCAACCCAGGCCUGCAGUAUGGGCAAGCUACACCAGUGCGGUUGCGCCAACCUACCGAGUGGGCGGAACGAACUGGAUACCAACGAAGCCUGGGUGUGGGGAGGGUGUGGUGAUAACGUCGAGUAUGGAUACACCAAGUCCAAGGAGUUCGUCGAUGCACACAUGAAGCGAAGGAGCGAUAUAGGAACGCUGGUGACUUUGCAUAACAACGAGGCUGGAAGAUUGUCCAUCGCCAAGCACAUGCGACGUGAAUGUAAAUGCCAUGGCCUUUCGGGCUCCUGUACUCUCAAGACCUGCUGGAAGAAAAUGCCAACAUUUCGUGACGUCGGCAACCGCCUCAAAUCCUAUUUCGACGGCGCCGUCAAAGUCACCGGCGGCAACAGCGGCGAGAAUCUCAUCCCCGAAGACGAAACGGUCAAACAGCCCACCAUCAAAGACCUGGUCUAUUCCAUGGAGUCCCACGACUUCUGCGAGCCUGAUCGUAAAUCGGGUUCGCUCGGCACCGAAGGGCGACGAUGUAACAGCACAUCAAUGGACGUCGGAGGAUGCGACAUCAUGUGUUGUGGAAGAGGAUACCACGAAGUGCUGGCGGAGAAGCGCGAGAAUUGCAGGUGUCGGUUUCACUGGUGCUGCGUCGUCAACUGCGAAACGUGUAGAAUAGUUCAAACGAUACAGACUUGUAAUGGAUACAAUCUCGGGUGACACCUAUCUCUGAAACUCUUUACAAAGACAUUAAAAAGAUGAACAAUCAGUCCAUAUUGCAAAUCAUAUAGGAUUGUCUUACAUGACUAUACUAUUCCUUAUUAACGUUAUCUUCCUUUCAACGUACAUGUAUGUCCAUGUGGUGGCCAUAGUGUAGAUCGUCUUAUCAUGCAUCGUAGUUCUUUUGCUGUGAUUGAUAAAGCAAUAACAUUCAUCGUUAUAAAUCAUGAUUAAAAGGUUUUAUAUUAAGGAUAUAUUGACUGCUUUGAGAGGCAUAGUGGUUUCUAUAGGGUCAAGGGAA
Messenger RNA from Strongylocentrotus purpuratus (purple sea urchin), 4056 nucleotides. It is a transcript of the gene wnt6, whose product is annotated as protein Wnt-6. The coding region runs from base 2697 to 3755 and encodes 352 amino acids. Gene Ontology annotation, cellular component: extracellular region. The transcript is spliced from 4 exons. The record is from RefSeq and is a predicted model, not a curated record. NCBI's taxonomy places the organism in Eukaryota, Metazoa, Echinodermata, Echinoidea, Camarodonta, Strongylocentrotidae. Gene Ontology annotation, molecular function: frizzled binding; cytokine activity. Gene Ontology annotation, biological process: multicellular organism development; neuron differentiation; canonical Wnt signaling pathway.